This is a messenger RNA of Aphidius gifuensis, 712 nucleotides long. RefSeq lists its product as uncharacterized. Bases 1 to 585 code for a protein of 194 amino acids. The record is from RefSeq and is a predicted model, not a curated record. The transcript is spliced from 3 exons. NCBI's taxonomy places the organism in Eukaryota, Metazoa, Arthropoda, Insecta, Hymenoptera, Braconidae.
AUGGGAGUUAAUCCAUUGAAAUGGAAAUUUCGUACUUUGAUGUACGUUACAUUGGCAUUAUUUGCAAUAUAUAUAUUUUUAAUUUACAAAAAAAAUCAUACAGUUGUAUUUGAAUUUAAUGUUAAAAAUGUUGAGCCAGAAGUUGUUUGGGAAUUUGUUGCUGAUUUUAGUAACAUGUUAAAAUUAAAUCCUACAAUUGAAGAGUUUAAUAUUAUUGAUGAAAGUGGUAAUUUUGAUCAUUGGAAAUAUUCUGUUGAGUAUAAAGAGCAUUUGAGUCAUCUACCAUCAAUACGAAAUACAGGACUUGGACAUUUUUCAGUUUUGCAAGAAGGAAACACAUAUUUCAUUCGUUCUAAUCACAAAACUUGUUUCUUUUCAAGCUUUGAUUGUGUAAAUUCAGUUUCGGAGUUUAAAUUUUAUAGCAGUGGUGAACAUACAACAUGUAUUGAAACAGUUGAAUAUGAAUGUCCAAUUGUAUUUUCGAAAUUUUGUCACAAUGAAGUUAUGAUUCAACGUAAUCAUAUAAUGAAUAAUUUACAAAAACAUUUUUCAAUGUUAAACAUUCGUACUGCAAAAGAUGACUGAAAUUUUUUAUUCAUAUAAACUUAAUUGUUAACAUUUUAAUAAACAAAAAAAAAAAAAUAUAUAUAUAUAUAUGAAUUAAUGUAUAAACAAUUUUAAUUUACAAUAUAUAAAUUUUAUAUAAAUUAAA